Messenger RNA from Camponotus floridanus (Florida carpenter ant), 3547 nucleotides. It is a transcript of the gene RpIII128, whose product is annotated as DNA-directed RNA polymerase III subunit RPC2. The coding region runs from base 123 to 3485 and encodes 1120 amino acids. Lineage: Eukaryota; Metazoa; Arthropoda; Insecta; Hymenoptera; Formicidae. Gene Ontology annotation, molecular function: DNA binding; ribonucleoside binding; DNA-directed RNA polymerase activity. The record is from RefSeq and is a predicted model, not a curated record. The transcript is spliced from 9 exons. Gene Ontology annotation, cellular component: RNA polymerase III complex. Gene Ontology annotation, biological process: DNA-templated transcription.
AACCUAAUAACACGGACGUUCUUAUUAGAAGUUUUCGUAGGAAGAAGUUGUGUAUGACCACGUGCGUGAAACACAUUGUUCGGAUUGAAAAGAAAAAUUACGAGCACUCAUAAUUGAUUAAAAUGGAAACAAAUGAAAUAAAAAACAAAGCAAAAUUAGUAGAAGCUUUUCUAAAAGACAAAGGUUUGGUGAAGCAGCAUAUAGAUUCUUAUAAUUAUUUCAUUAAUAAAGAAAUAAAAAAUAUUGUCAAAGCAAAUGAAAAAGUUUUAUCCAGUGAAGAUGCACAUUUUUAUAUAAAAUAUUUAAAUAUAAGAGUAGGUUUACCAGAUAUCGAUGAUGGUUCAAAUGUAAUGAAAUCAACUACACCACAUGAAUGCCGUUUAAGAGACUUAAAUUAUUCUGCGCCAAUCAUAGUAGAUAUUGAACAUAUAAGAAAUAAUCAGCGAAUAAGAAACACAAACAUGGUGAUUGGAAGGAUGCCAGUAAUGUUGCGCAGUUCAAAUUGUGUAUUAACUAAUAAAUCUCACUAUGAGUUGGCUAAAUUAAACGAAUGUCCACAUGACCCUGGUGGUUAUUUUGUUAUAAAUGGUCAAGAGAAAGUUAUAUUAAUACAGGAACAAAUGGUCAGAAACAGAAUUAUUGUGGAAGAAGAUGGCAAAGAAAUUAUUGCAUCGUGCAACAGUUUUACUCAUGAAAAAAAGACUAAAACAAGUAUUGUUGGUAAAGCUGGCAAAUAUUAUAUAAGAAACAAUAUGUUCCAAGACGACAUACUGAUUACUGUCGUUUUCAAAGCUAUGGGAAUAGUAAGCGACAUAGAUAUCAUACAAAUGAUUGGAGAAAAAGAAAAAUAUUUGGACAAAUUUAUAGCCUGUAUAGAAAAUUGUCAAGAAUUGGGUAUCUUUUCAGAGAAACAAGCAUUAAAAUAUCUCAAUAAUAAACGUAGACAAACAAGAUCAGCGCAAAGUUAUGCUGCAAAGUUUAGUGUUAUUGAUGAAAUGAAAGAUUUAUUAGCAGCUAAUGUGUUGUCUCAUGUACCUGUCAUAGAUUUUAACUUCAGAACAAAAGCAUUGCAUCUCGCCUUGAUGAUUAGAAGAGUUAUAGAUGCACAAUCUGAUCGCAAUCUGAUUGAUAACAAAGAUUAUUAUGGUAAUAAACGUCUAGAACUAGCCGGUUCCCUUCUUGCUCUAAUGUUUGAAGAUUUAUUUAAAAGAUUUAAUUGGGAACUUAAGAUGAUUGCUGAUAAGAAUAUUCCUAAGGUAAAAGCAGCACCAUUUGAUAUAACAAAAUAUAUAAGAAAGGAUACGAUCACCAAUGGACUAGCGUUUGCUAUAUCAUCGGGCAAUUGGACAAUCAAGAGAUUUAGGAUGGAAAGACAUGGUGUUACACAAGUAUUGUCACGAUUAUCGUACAUUUCAGCGCUUGGCAUGAUGACAAGAGUCCACUCUCAAUUUGAAAAGACUAGGAAAAUCUCCGGUCCACGAGCGUUGCAUGGUUCACAAUGGGGAAUGUUGUGUCCAAACGACACGCCUGAAGGUGAAGCGUGCGGCUUGGUGAAGAAUUUAGCAUUAAUGGCUCAUAUUACAACCGAAAUGCCAGAGGGGCCAUUUAUAAAAUUGAUGCGUAAUCUCGGCGUGCAAAUUAUUUAUACUUGUGUUGGAGGAGAGUUAAUUAAAAAAGACAUAUAUGUGGUGUUUGUGAAUGGUAAUAUGGCAGGCAUUAUAAAAGAGUCUCUUGUACUACAAUUAGUACACCAAUUUAGGUUGUUACGCAGGAUGGGAUACAUAGAUUGUUUCGUAUCAAUAUCUGUGCAACGUCGACAUAAAUGCGUUCAAGUCAGUUGUGAUGGUGGUCGACUAUGCAGGCCACUCAUCAUUGUCAAAGAUGGGAAACCACUUAUUGAAGAGAAACAUAUGAACUAUCUGGAGAUGAAUCUUUGGACUUUUAAUGACUUUGUUCAUGCUGGCUUGAUCGAGUACUUAGACGUAAACGAAGAAAAUGAUAGUUUGAUUGCAUGCAAGGAAUCCGAAAUUAUUGCUCAAACAACGCAUUUAGAAAUAGCAGAAUUUACAAUUUUGGGAGUGUGUGCCGGCUUAAUACCAUAUCCGAAUCACAAUCAAAGUCCAAGAAAUACUUAUCAAUGUGCUAUGGGUAAACAGGCUAUAGGAGCCAUAGGAUACAAUCAACGUAAUCGCAUCGACACUUUGAUGUAUAAUCUAGUAUAUCCGCAAAGGCCAAUAGUGAAAACACGACAGAUAGAGUUAAUCAAUUUUGAUAAAUUGCCAGCUGGUGAAAAUGCUCUCGUGGCUGUGAUGUCGUUUAGUGGAUAUGAUAUCGAGGAUGCACUUAUUUUGAAUAAAGCUUCCAUUGAUAGAGGAUAUGGAAGAUGUCUAGUAUACCGAAAUUCGAAAUGUAUAAUAAAAAAUCAUCCCAAUCAAGUGAUGGAUGUAAUUUUGGGACAAUCGUUAGAUGCUAUUACUAAAAAACCUAUACCGAAACAUGAUAUUCUUGAGAACGACGGAAUUGCAGCAGCUGGUGUAAUGGUAGAAAAUAAGAAAGUGAUGGUGAAUAAAGCAGUAUCGACGCGUAGUGGGAAUCUUGGCCCGUCGAGAUCUGAUAAUUUUCAAUCACAGGAUUAUCGCAGCGCGGAAGUUUCGUACAAAGGAUCAGUUCCGGCGUAUAUAGAAAAAGUUAUGGUAUCUAGUAAUGCAGAAAAUGCAUUUUUAAUAAAAUUGUUAUUAAGACAAACUCGAAGACCUGAAAUUGGUGAUAAAUUUAGUAGUCGUCAUGGGCAGAAGGGUGUUGUAGGUUUAAUAGUGGAUCAAGAAGAUCUACCAUUUAAUGAUUAUGGUAUAUGCCCUGAUGUGAUUAUGAAUCCACAUGGUUUCCCUUCUAGAAUGACAGUUGGGAAACUGAUAGAGGUAUUGGCUGGCAAAGCGGGCAUUGUGAAUGGGAAAUUCCAUGAUGCAACAGCAUUCGAAGGCGCUAAAGUAGAGGAUCUUUGUGAAGAAUUAGCACAACAUGGUUAUAAUUAUCUAGGUAAAGAUUUAUUCUAUAGUGGCAUGAAUGGGCAGCCAAUAACAGGAUAUCUCUUCUUUGGACCAGUUUAUUACCAGAAGUUGAAACAUAUGGUGCAAGACAAGAUACAUGUUCGUGCCAAAGGGCCAAAGGUAAUUCUAACUCGUCAGCCGACAGAAGGACGUUCCAAGGACGGUGGUCUACGUCUUGGUGAAAUGGAACGCGAUUGUCUGAUCGGUUAUGGAGCUAGCAUGUUGUUAAUAGAAAGACUCAUGUUAUCAAGUGACUCAUUUCAAGUCGACAUUUGUAACAAGUGUGGACUAAUGGGAUAUAACGGUUGGUGCCAGAGGUGUAGUUCUAGUUCCUCCAUUUCUACGAUCACGAUGCCUUAUGCUUGUAAAUUAUUGUUCCAAGAAUUACAAUGUAUGAACAUAUUACCUCGUUUAACAUUAAAGGAUUAUUGCGAUUGAUUAUCUGCCAUUGGAAUGUAUAUGUAAUAUCUGAAUAAAUUACACUAUCUUUGGAAGACAUA